UAUUUAAUGUAUUCGUUUUAAUGACAUUAUUUAAUGAAAUUAAUUGUCGAAAGAUUCAUGGAGAACAAAAUGUUUUUCGAGGUAUAUUUACAAAUCCAAUUUUCUAUGGUAUUUGGAUUGUAACAUUUGUUGUGCAAAUACUUCUUGUUCAAUUUGGUUCAGUUGCAUUUUCAUGUGUACCAUUAACACUUGAACAAUGGAUGUGGUGUUUCUUCUUUGGUGCGACAGUUCUCCUAUGGAAUCAAUUAGUUAAUUUGAUCCCGGUGUCACGUCAUAUGCCAAAAUGGGGUGCAGGUGAAGUUUAUGAUCAAACAUCACCUUCUGAUAUAGGUCCAGAUGGACAACAAAGAUCAGGCACAAGUUUAACAAAAGGACAAAUACUUUGGUUAAGAGGAAUAACACGUCUUCAAACGCAGCUUCGUGUGAUAAAAGCAUUUCAAGAUUCAAUCGAUCGACAACCACCUGAAUAUGUAACAUUAGAUCGGCUACGAGCCGCUACUGUGCCAAAAGUCUCAUCGUUUUAUCACGAUAAUCGGCCUCUUACACGUCCUCAUUCUCUUAAUCCUAUUAUUACUAUUAACGCAAACAUCACUGAUAAUCAUCAAACAUCACCACCCAUGGAAGAUACCCGACUUUAG
This is a messenger RNA of Adineta steineri, 638 nucleotides long. Lineage: Eukaryota; Metazoa; Rotifera; Eurotatoria; Adinetida; Adinetidae. The record is from the annotation of a GenBank genome assembly.